UCUGCGCGGGGACACGCAGGUGGGAGUGUGCGGUGCGGACCGCCGCCCGGGAGGCCGCGGGCGGAGGCGGGCGCCGCGCUGCCCGCCGACUGCCGGCGCAGACAGCGCCCUCGCAGGACGGAGCCUCAGAGUUGUUGAAACCAUUGAAGGGAAGGAACACAUCCCACCCACCUCGGGGAAGUGGCCUCUUCUGGCCAUGUCUCCUGCAGCUGCUGCCGAGCCAGAUGGGGUCCAGGGAGACAGGCAUGUCACCAAGCUCAUUUUCUUCCUUUUUGUCAUCGGUGCCAUCCUGCUGUGUGUGGGAGUCCUGCUCUCCAUCUUUGGGUUCCAGGCAUGCCAAUACAAAACCCUCCCAGAAUGCAGCAUGGUGCUGAAGAUCGCCGGGCCCGCGUGUGCUGUGAUUGGGCUGGGGGCUGUGGUCCUGGCCCGCUCCCGGGCACGACUUCAGCGAAGUGAGGAGCGCCUGAGAGGCAACCAGGGGGCCUCCGACCGAGCCUUCCUCUGUGGGGAGAGCCGCCAGUUUGUCCAGUGUCUCAUCUUUGGGUUUCUGUUCCUGACGAGUGGUAUGCUCAUCAGUGUACUGGGCAUUUGGGUCCCCGGGUGUGGCUCAGACUGGGUGCAGGAACCGCUGAAUGAGACAGACACUGCUGACUCAGAGCCCCAGAUCUGUGGAUUCCUGUCCCUGCAGAUCUUGGGACCCUUGAUUGUGCUUGUGGGAUUGUGUUUCUUCGUGGUGGCCCAUGUUAAGAAGAGAAACAACUUGAAUGUGGGCCAGGAUGCUUCUGAAAGUGAAGAGAGACAGACCCAGAACAUGGAGCCCGUCCAGGUCACUGUAGGUGAUGCCGUGAUCAUAUUCCCACCCCCUCCACCGCCUUACUUUCCCGAGUCUUCAGUUUCUGCAGCUACUCGGAGUCCUGGGGCUGACAGUUUGCUCCCAAAUGAAAAUCCACCUUCAUAUUACAGUAUUUUUAACUAUAGGAUCCCAACUCCUGAGGGCCAAGGCGCAGCCUCUGAGAGAGAUUGUGAAUCUAUAUAUACGAUUUCUGGGACUGCUUCAUCCUCUGAGACCUCACACACUCCCUGUCUCUCAUCCGAAUUGCCUCCCAGAUAUGAAGAAAAAGAAACUGCUGCCACCGCAUCCUUGUCUCCAUCUUCUGAGCCUUCCCCACCAUGAGCCAUGGACCCCAGUUCAAUUUUUUAUAGAAUCAAUCACUAUUUAAUUUGUUUUUCUAAUAAAAAAUACAAUAGAAUC
This is a messenger RNA of Physeter macrocephalus (sperm whale), 1252 nucleotides long. It is a transcript of the gene TMEM171, whose product is annotated as transmembrane protein 171. Bases 197 to 1174 code for a protein of 325 amino acids. The transcript is spliced from 4 exons. NCBI's taxonomy places the organism in Eukaryota, Metazoa, Chordata, Mammalia, Artiodactyla, Physeteridae. The record is from RefSeq and is a predicted model, not a curated record.